Necator americanus (New World hookworm) is the source of this 894-nucleotide messenger RNA. RefSeq lists its product as uncharacterized. The record is from RefSeq and is a predicted model, not a curated record. The coding region runs from base 1 to 894 and encodes 297 amino acids. The transcript has 6 exons. Lineage: Eukaryota; Metazoa; Nematoda; Chromadorea; Rhabditida; Ancylostomatidae.
AUGGUUUCUGUAUUUGGUUAUUUCGUCUGCCUACUUCUAGCUCAAGUGGCGCUAGCGAUUAAUGCCAAUCAAACCUCAGCAGCUGACGAGACCGAAGCUGCAGUCUCGCGUGUUAAAAGAUGCUGCUCACAGAUGUCCGCAAACUGCUGUCCACAGGCGACGCUUGCUUGUUUCGAUGCGUGCAAGGGUCAAUGCGUUCCACAAUGUAAGACGCAGUACUGCAUUACUGGAUGUAUCAGCACAUGCUCAAGUGUUUGCUCAGUUCCUGCUCAAAUUCAAACUCCACCACCAAUCCAGACAUUACCUCCGAUGACACUUCCACCUAUCACAUUACCACCGAUCACUCUACCACCGACAACUCUACCACCACCACCACCACCACCACCACCACCUACUCAACCACCACCACAACCGAUCAUCGUCGUACUUCCACCGCCGUCGAAAGCUCCGGAAGCUUGUCAACCAACUUGUCAACAGUCGUGUCUCGUCUCCUGCCCCACACAGAUUUGCUUCGACGUCUGUCUGAAGAAGUGUGAUACUGUUUGCCAAACAUGUUGCAUGCCAGCCGCUGCACCACCAAUGCCACCAAUGCCGCCAGUGCCAACGCUGCCACCACCGCCACCACCACCACCACCAACCACUACUACUACUAUAGCCACAACUUUUGUACCGGCACCAGUCAUGCAGUGUAUCUCUUUGUGUCUUCAACCGUGUGAAAUGCAAUGCCGUGAAACUCGUCCGAUGGCUGUUUGUCUACCACUUUGUCAGCAAACUUGUGAGACCACCUGUAUGCAGACACAACAGAAUGUGAUGCCUUGCCAAUUUUCUGCUGGUGGAGGAUGCAGUUGCAACACUGGUUACAAACAAUGCGGAGGAAUGUGCUGUGUAGCCUGA